Messenger RNA from Fibroporia radiculosa, 5313 nucleotides. RefSeq lists its product as uncharacterized. NCBI's taxonomy places the organism in Eukaryota, Fungi, Basidiomycota, Agaricomycetes, Polyporales, Fibroporiaceae. The transcript has 22 exons. Gene Ontology annotation, cellular component: chromosome. The record is from RefSeq and is a predicted model, not a curated record. Gene Ontology annotation, molecular function: ATP binding; double-stranded DNA binding; protein binding. The coding region runs from base 1 to 5313 and encodes 1770 amino acids. Gene Ontology annotation, biological process: mitotic sister chromatid cohesion.
AUGUCUCGAGAGGAGCGUCAAUCUUUGCUUCAUGAGGGUGUCUCCGUAACCACCACGCUGUCUGCAUACGUUGAAAUCAUCUUUGAUAAUUCUGACAAUCGCUUCCCGACUGGUCGAGAUGAAGUCUUCCUUCGACGCACCAUUGGCCUUAAGAAAGAUGAAUAUAGCUUGGACAAGAAGAGCGCUAGUAAAGCGGAUGUCAUGAACUUGCUUGAGAGCGCUGGUUUCAGUAAAAGCAAUCCGUAUUAUAUUGUACCUCAGGGACGGAUCACUGCGCUUACAAAUGCGAAGGACCACGAGCGAUUGGCCUUAUUAAAGGAAGUAGCUGGUACGAAAGUUUACGAGCAGCGGCGAGCCGAAUCGCUGCGUAUAAUGUCCGAGACCGACGCUAAACGGACUAAAAUCAAUGAACUGCUGGACUACAUCGAAUCGCGAUUGGAGGAACUUGAGGAAGAGAAGGAAGAGCUUAAGGAGUUUCAGGAUAAGGACAAGGAGCGCCGAUGUCUUGAGUAUGCAUUAUAUCAACGGGAAUUGGAAGAAGUUGGAGAGGCACUAGAAGAGAUCGAGGAAGAACGCAGAGGAGAAGUACACAGCACAAACGUUCGCAGGGAAGAAUUCAAGGAUCGAGAGAUACGAGCACAGAAUCUGGAACAGUCGAUCUCUCGUAUCAGGACCUCUUUAACAACCCUCACUCUGACGCGGCAGGGAAACCAGUCAGAAAUGACUGACCUUGUCCGGGCUCGCACGGAGCUUGAGUGUACAAUUGCUGAUCUCCGUGUGGCCGUUGAGCGGGCCGGAGGGCGACGCGAAGAACUCGAAGGAGAACUGGCCGACGUGCAGGAACAAAUCAGGGAGAAAGAGGCGACGCUCGCAGAGCUUUCUCCUCAAUGGGAGGCACAUCGAAUAAAUGAACUUGAGGAGAAGCAUAGGUUGGAUGAACUGCGCGCCCGACUUGAUGCGCUCUAUGCCAAACGGGGGCGCUUAAAUCGGUUCAGAACCAGGUCAGAGCGUGAUCAAUUCCUGAGGCCCGAGAUCGCUUCUAUUCAAGCCUUUCGUACAUCGCAAACUAACAUCCUGAACAACCUGCAGACGGAGCUGCAGAACACCAGGGAGGCGCUGAGAGAGGUAGAAGAGAGGACAGAAAAUGGCAGAACCAGUAUGGAAGAUGAGAGGCGGAGGGCGAGAACCCUGGCGGAGCAGAUCGUUCAGUUGAAGGAAGAGUCUGCCGAGCUGACUGAGAAACGGAAGAAUCUCUGGAGAGAAGACACGAAACUGAACAGCCUUGUGUCUCACGAAGCCGACGAGUUGAGAUCUGCUGAAAGGAAUUUGGCUAGCAUGAUGGACAAGGAUACUGGAAGUGGUUUACGAGCGAUAGACCGGAUCGCAGAAAGGUUCAACAUGGAAGGUGUCUAUGGUCCUCUGUACCGCUUGUUCGAGAUCACAGAUGACAAGUUCAAUAUCGCGAUUGAGCUGACCGCUGGGAACAGCCUGUUUCACGUUGUCGUUGACACAGAUGCCACGGCAUCGCAAGUCUUGGAUAUAAUGAUACGGGAGAAAACGGGACGAGUUACAUUCAUGCCACUCAACCGUCUGAAGCCGACAGUUCCCCCGAAGCCAAACGCACAGGAUGCUAUCCCCCUAUUGGAGAAACUCAGAUUCGAUGGUGUUUAUACAAAAGCCUUUGAACAAGUAUUCGGCAAGACGUGUGUUUGCCGCGAUUUGACGAUUGCUGCGGCAUACGUGAAGAGCCAUGGUAUCAACACUAUAACCCUCGACGGCGACAAGGUCGAUCGGAAGGGCGCCCUGACGGGUGGCUACCACGACGUGCGGCGCUCACGCAUUGAAGCCAUCAAAAACGUGACGAGCUGGUCUGCAAAGCACUCCGCGGAUAGUCAACGCUUUGAGGAAGUCCGGGCAACUAUUCUCCAGACAGAACAAGAAAUCACCCGGGUUGCGGGAAAAUUACAGGUCCUCAACAAUCAACAAACUCACGCAAAGAGCGCGAGAGAGACAUUGCACGAGGAGAUCGCCGCACUCGGCCGGGAAAAGGAGAGGUUAUUAGGGCGUAUCGCCAAACUCGAAGGUGAUAUUGGAGAUGUGGAGACGGAGGUCAGCGGUCUAAACGCGAGGCUGGAGGGACUUCAGGCGGAACUGGCAAGCCCACUUGCGCAAGGCCUCACAGCAGAGGAGGAGGAAACGAUCGAGAACCUAGGAAGAGCCAUUGAACAACAUCAAAAGCAGCUCUUGGAGAUAAACAAGGCCAAAAAUGAGCUUGGUGGUCGCAAGAGCGUCGUAGAAAUCGAGCUGAACGAGAGCUUGCGACGACGUCAAGAAGAACUACGCGGAAAACUUGAUGCGCUGGGUGUUGCAGAAUCAGGCGACUCAUCCUCCGACGAAGCUUUGGAGGCGCGCACUCGAGAGUUGCGUUCAUUGAACAAUGACAUUACAGCCCUGACAAGGAGAUCGCAAGAGACCGAGAAGGAAGUUGAGAAGCUGAAUACUCAACUCCAGGAGCAGCGCACCACUUUAGAAGGCCUGCAGAAUCAGCAGACGGAUGAUAGUCGUGGGAUUGCUAGACAACAGAAGAACACAGAGCGUUACCUUGCUAAAAGGCAGAUGCUUCUCACCCGGAAAGACGAGUGUAAUCGCAAUAUUCGCGAUCUCGGACUGGUCAAGAAACUGCAUACCGUCAACGAGGGACUUAAAAAGUUCGCUCAUGUCAACAAGAAGGCUUUCGAGCAGUACAACAACUUCACAAAGCAGCGUGAUCAGCUACUGAAGCGUCGAGAGGACUUGGAUAAAUCGGCGCAGUCAAUAGAGGAGCUGGUCGAGGUGCUCGAUCAGCGCAAGGACGAAGCUAUAGAGAGGACUUUCAAGCAGGUAGCACGAAAUUUCGAAGAGGUUUUCGAGAAAUUAGUGCCAGCUGGAAAAGGACGAUUGAUCAUUCAGCGUCGAAUUGAUCAGGAUGAUGAAGACGCUGAGGAAGUCGAUGAUACUCAACAAAGCACCAUUGACAAUUACACCGGUGUCUCUAUACGGGUGUCUUUCAACUCAAAAGUAGACGAGGGCCUGAGAAUACAACAGCUUUCUGGGGGUCAGAAGUCUUUAGUUGCACUAGCAACAGUUUUCGCGAUCCAGAAGUGUGAUCCCGCACCCUUCUACUUAUUUGACGAGAUUGAUGCCAAUCUGGAUGCACAAUAUCGAACUGCCGUCGCCGCCAUGAUACAUGAUCUUUCUGCUACUGCGCAAUUCAUCACGACGACAUUCCGUCCAGAAAUGUUGGUGACCGCUGACAAGUUCUAUGGUGUGCUUUUCAACAACCAGAAGGUCAGUUCUAUCCGUAGCAUCAAGCGCGAGGAGGCAAUGGAAUUCGUUGAUCAGGCAAGUAUAUUCUUCAUGCUUGCAAAGUUCCUAACACUCAUUGGGAUAUGCAGGAGGCACAGGCCCAGUGAUCGGAGUUUUAAAAGUCAGAACGGCUGGGUACCUCUUCUCCGACUCAUUGUCGACCUGUCGGUCGGAAUGCCUCCUCAAUCUCUCUCUCCUCGACGCAAGCGGGUCCGACGGUAUUUCUCUGCCUCAGCUGCAACUGGCGCACGUCUCAGUGGAAAGCUCGCUGCCAUUUCUGCCGCAACCGUGCCCUCGGCGCGCACUCGUCGCAGGGGGUCGUCGGCAUCCAGUGAUAACUUCCACUUUUCCCCAGAUUUUGUAAGCGAUGUAUCUGCUGUCGAGGACGAAUAUUCUCUGCGCUUCGCCGACCGUCCGUCGUCUCGUUCGCUUCCAGAAUCGCGGCCGCCAUUAGCUGCCGCGCAGGCACCGUUAGCGUAUGCGUCUCUACCUCCUACUCCCAUCUCCUCCUCACCACAUUUACGUUCAUCUCCGCCCUCAUUCUCGCCUACAAUAUCCACGUUCCCCUCCUCGGACGUCUACUAUGAGCCGCCUUUUUCAAUUUGGGAUUACCUGCGGGAGGAGCUCCUUGCCACAGACUUUGAUUCUCAUCAAGAGCUUAAAUGGGAAAGGGUCAGCAACUUCCUCAACAUGCCAAUCGCUCUCGAGAAGGUGUUCUUCUUCGGAUUCAUUGUCUGCCUAGACUCAUUCCUCUAUACCUUCACAAUCCUCCCCAUUCGUUUUACGUUUGCCAUCUGGCGUCUUCUGCUCAACACCUUAACCUUCUCUAAGAGCACUCCGCCUCUUCCGCCAUCUCAGAAAGCGGACAUUCUCCGUACUCUGCUGCUAGCUGUAUCUGUCGUGAUCCUUGCUCCGCUGACUGAUGCAAUGGCCCACACUCUGGUCAUGAUAUAUCAAAUGAUCUCGCUCAAUGUUGCUGUAAACUCUUACGAUCAUGCAUUGCUGACACUCCUCGUAUCGAAUCAAUUUGUGGAGAUCAAAGGUAGUGUGUUCAAGAAAUUUGAGAAGGAUAAUCUGUUUCAGAUUACUUGUGCUGAUAUUGUGGAACGCUUUACACUUGCGCUGAUGCUGAGCAUCGUUGCAUUCCGGAACUUGAUUGAAUUGAGCGGGUCGUCAUUCAAUUUCAGCGACGGCUUCGCGCUCCCAAAGAGUUUUGGAUGGUUCAGAGGGAAUAAUGUCAUAUGGACGAUUUCAUAUCCCGUUCUUACCGUUAUGGCAUCCGAGAUGUGCGUCGACUGGCUUAAGCAUGCAUUCAUCACCAAGUUCAAUCACAUUCGUCCCUCUGUAUACGAGCGAUAUACGGAUGUGCUCUGCCGUGAUCUUGCGAGUGCGAGUGCGGUAGGCCGGCGUGGCGCGCGGAAGCACACGUAUGUUGAUCAGUCGCCGCUCGUUGCCCGCCGUUUGGGUUUUGCGUCUCUUCCACUGGCAGUCCUGGCAGUCCUCAUCGGAUCACAGUCUAUCAAUUUGUUGAUCUCCAUGCACACGGAUGGGAACAUCCCGUGGAUAUGGACGAAAGCGCUCGAAGAGAUAGAGCUGGAUGAAGUGAUCAAUGUGGCCAAAUGGACGGCAUUGAUCUUGUCCGUUUGGUUUUGUUGCGUAGUCGUCAAGAUCAUACUAGGCGUUCACCUCCUGAGCUAUGCCACGAGGCGGAGAGCCGGCAUGGAGGCUCGCGAGGCUGCAGAUGUCGUUAAUGACUUUGGACGAAACCCGAUAGGCGAGGGCAAGGAGGAACAGUCAUACAAUCGUGAGCUCAAGUCGCUGCUGGACGACUCGCGGGAUGACGCCGGACCUGUCCCGGAUAUCGGGGAGAGGAAACCGGGAUCAGACGCUGGGCAGGGUGGCGGCAAGCGCAAGCGGCUGCCGUUAGAGGAGAUCACUAGAUUCACUAUGGUCAAACGUAUAUGGUAA